AAAAAUACAACUCUACAGUAUACAGUACAAGUAUCUACAGUAGAAUUUGAGAUAAAGCAAAAAUCUAACUCUAUCCUCAUCUUCCUUUAGGUGGCAGAUAAUGGAAAACCACCGUUGUCAUCUUUGACUUACAUUGAUAUUAGAGUUAUUGAGGAAAGCAUUUAUUCUCCAGCAAUUCUGCCUCUAGAAAUCUUUAUCACAGCCUUUGGGGAAGAAUAUUCAGGUGGUGUCAUUGGAAAAAUUCAUGCAACCGAUCAAGAUGUUUAUGAUACUCUGACAUACAGUCUGGACCCCAAAAUGGAAUCCUUGUUCUCCGUUUCCAGUACUGGUGGCAAACUAAUAGCACAUAAAAGGUUAGACAUAGGACAGUACCUCCUAAAUGUCACUGUUACAGAUGGAAAAUUUACAACUGCAGCUGAUAUUACUGUACACAUCAGACAAAUCACACAAGAUUUAUUAAAUCACAGCAUUGCAAUACGCUUUGCAAACCUUGCCCCUGAAGAAUUCAUCGGUGAUUACUGGCGCAAUUUCCAGAGAGCUUUAAGAAACAUCUUGGGCGUGAGGAGAAAUGACAUCCAGAUUGUUAGUUUGCAGCCUUCUGAUCCUCCUUCAAAUCUUGAUGUCCUCCUGAGUAUUGAAAAGUCUGGUAGCUCUCAGCACCCAAUGAGAAUUUUGCUCCACAAGAUAAACUCUUCUGUGCCUGACCUAGAGGAGAUUUUAGGUGUCCGGAUAAUUGAUGUUUUCCAUAAGCUUUGCGCAGGCCUAGAUUGUCCUUUGAAAUUUUGUGAAGAAAAAGUAACAGUGGAUGAAAACAUCAUGUCAACCCACAGCACAGCCAGGUUGAGUUUUGUCACUCCCCGUCAUCACAGAACAGCAGUUUGUCUUUGUAAAGAAGGGAAAUGCCCCCUGGUGAAUAGUGUGUGUGAAGGAAACCCAUGCCCAGAAGGUACCGAAUGUUUAGGAGAUCCAAAGGAAGGAAAAUACACCUGUGUUUGCCAAGACAGCAAAGCUGGACAGUGUCCUGCUGGCUCUGCUGUGACAUUUACUGGGAGCAGCUAUGUGAAAUACCGUCUCAUGGAAAAUGAGAACAAAGAGGAAAUGAAGCUGACGAUGAGACUUAGAACUUACUCUGCUCAUGCAGUUGUUAUGUAUGCUCGAGGAACAGACUACAGUAUCUUAGAGAUUCACCAUGGAAGGCUGCAAUAUAAAUUUGAUUGUGGCAGUGGACCUGGGAUUGUCUCCGUUCAGAGCAUUCAGAUUAACGAUGGCCAGUGGCAUUCAGUAUCUCUUGAAGUGGACGGAAAUUACGCACGACUUGUUCUGGAUAGGGUGCAUACUGCGUCUGGUACUGCUCCUGGUACACUUAGAACACUAAACCUAGAUAAUCACGUGUUUUUUGGUGGUCAUAUUCGGCAGCAAGGUACAAGACAUGGUAGAAGUCCUCAGGUUAGCAAUGGUUUCAGAGGCUGUAUGGAUUCUGUUGUACUUAAUGGACAAGAGCUGCCCCUAAACAGUAAGCCACGAAAUUAUGCACACAUGGAAGAAUCUGUAGACGUGACUCCUGGAUGCCUACUGACUACCACAGAAGGUUGUUCAAGCAGCCCAUGUCAGAAUGGAGGCAUCUGCAAUGCACUGUCAAAUGGAGGUUACUACUGCAAGUGUGCACCUUUGUUUAUGGGAACUCACUGUGAUGUAAGCGUCAACCCGUGUGCUUCCAACCCCUGCCUUUAUGGUGGUACUUGCAUCCCGGUCAGUGAUGAUUUUAUCUGCCAGUGCCGAGGACAAUACACAGGCCAAAGGUGCCAGCUGGGUCCAUAUUGCAAAGACAAUCCUUGUAAAAACAGUGGCAAGUGUAUCGACAGUUUGGAUGGACCUGUUUGUGAGUGUGAAGCAGGCUUUCGUGGAGAAAGGUGCCUGACUGAUGUUGAUGAAUGCAUAGAAAACCCAUGUCUGAAUGGUGCCCUUUGUGAGAAUACUUAUGGUUCAUAUCACUGCAAUUGUAGCCGUGGAUUUGGAGGAAAACACUGCACAGACAUUGUUCUUAACAAAUAUGUUUCAACAUCUUGGAACAUUAGCUUAGCUGAAGUGAUUGGGAUUAUUGUUUUCAUCGCAGGAAUAUUCUUGUUAGUUGUGAUUUUUGUUGUUUGCCGCAAAGUGAUUAGUAGAAAGAAGAAGCACCAGCCAGAACCUGAAGACAAGCAACUGGGGGCUAACACAGCUUUCUUGCAAAGACCUUAUUUUGAUGCAAAAUUGAAUAAGAACAUCUAUUCUGACAUCCCACCACAGGUUCCUGUUCGUCCCAUUUCGUACACUCCAAGCAUUCCAAGCGACUCCAGGAACAAUCUGGACAGGAAUUCUUUUGAGGGAUCUGCUAUCCCUGAGCACCCAGAGUUUAGUACUUUUAACCCAGAUUCUGUACAUGGUCACCGGAAAGCUGUAGCUGUUUGCAGUGUAGCACCAAAUUUGCCACCUCCACCUCCCUCCAACUCUCCUUCAGACAGUGAUUCAAUACAGAAACCCAGCUGGGAUUUUGACUAUGACACUAAAGUAGUAGAUCUUGACCCCUGCCUUUCAAAAAAGCCUCUGGAUGAAAAGAACUCCCAUCCUUAUAGUGCUAGAGAAAGCAUGUCUGAGGUCCAGUCUCUCAGCUCCUUCCAGUCUGAAUCAUGUGAUGACAACGAAUCUUUUGCUGUUCCUGACCUCAGCAAUUCAAGAGGUUAUCACUGGGAUACAUCAGACUGGAUGCCAAGCGUUCAGUUGCCAGGUAUCCAAGAGUAUCCAAAUUACGAAGUGGUUGAGGAGUCAGCUCCCCUCUACACUGAUCCAAAUGCCCUCGAUACAGACUAUUACCCUGGCGGUUAUGACAUAGAAAGUGAUUUUCCACCUCCACCUGAUGACUUCCCUGCAUCUGAUGAGCUUCCACCAUUACCACCAGAAUACAGCGACCAGUUGGAGUCAAUACAGCCACCCAGAGACAUGCCAGCCAUAGGUAGCUUGGGUUCUUCUACAAGAAGCAGGCAGAGAUUUAACCUUAAUCAGUACCUUCCCCAUCACUAUCCUGCAGACAUGUCAGAACCUCAGACCACAACCAGUGGUGUCAACGGCAGUUACAGAGAACCUUAUGCUCCUUACACGUUAGGGUACAAUAGAGACUUUGAAGCACCCGCUGUAGACAACAUGUCCAUGUCUGUGUAUGCUUCCACAGCUUCAUGCUCUGAUGUGUCAGCAUGCUGUGAAAUGGAGUCUGAAGUCAUGAUGAGCGACUAUGAGAGUGGAGACGAUGGUCAUUUUGAAGAUCUGAAAAUUCCUCCACUUGACUCCCAGCAACAUACAGAAGUCUGA
This is a messenger RNA of Fulmarus glacialis (Northern fulmar), 3342 nucleotides long. RefSeq names its product protocadherin Fat 1-like. The transcript has 10 exons. NCBI's taxonomy places the organism in Eukaryota, Metazoa, Chordata, Aves, Procellariiformes, Procellariidae. Gene Ontology annotation, cellular component: membrane. Gene Ontology annotation, biological process: homophilic cell-cell adhesion. The annotation marks the transcript as partial. The record is from RefSeq and is a predicted model, not a curated record. Gene Ontology annotation, molecular function: calcium ion binding.